ACCAAGCUGGCCCGUGGGCGUGGGGUCAUGCGGGCGCGGUGGGCCCUGAGUUGUCCUGUAGACGUGGCAUCAUGUGGGGAUGGUGGUCCCCGAGUUGUCCCACAGGGGUAAUGUCAUGUAGGAGUGGUGGGCCCCCAGUUGUCUUGCGGGGAUGAUGGUCCCCAAGUUGUCCCACAGGGAUCGUGGGCCCCAAGUUGUCCACUAGGGGUGAUGUCAUGUGGGCAUGAUGGUCCCCAGAUUGUCCUGUAGGGGUGGUGGGCCCCAUGUUGUCCCAUAGGGAUGGUGGUCUCCAAGUUGUCCUGUAGGGUGUCAGACCCCAAAUUGUCCAAUGGGGAUGCUGUCCCAUGGGGAUGCUGAUCCCCAAAUCAUCCCACAGUGAUGCUGCUCCCCCUCUCCUGUGGGAAUGCUGAUCUCCCCCACCCCUGGCCCUUCCAGCCCUCUCCAGGCAGGGUGGCAUGCUCAGGGCUGCAGUGGGUGCUCACUGAGCGGUCCCUGGGCUCCGCCUGGCCCGUCCCUGCCCCGUGUUUCUGUCCUUCCAGCAGCCCUGCUGUGUGCACGUCUCCUGUCUCUGUGUGCUGUGUGACACUGGGGACACCCCUCCGUGUCUGAGCCACGCGUCUGUGACCUCCUGCUGGUUUCUGUUCCCCUCAAUCCAUGCCAUCCAUUGCUCCUCCCGGGGUAGUGCCAGUCUCCAACCUCCAUCCAUGCUCUCCCUUCCAUGCCUGCCUGCCUCUCUCCACCAGGAGCUCUUCCCUCUGUGCCCUCUGUGCAGCUCUCACCGUGUCUUUGUCUCGUCUCUAGGAGAAGCUCCCCAUGGACCUUUCUCAGCAGGAUGGGAUAGGAUGGGAUCCUUAGGAGUGUCCAGGUGUGAGGUUCUCCCCCAGGAAGUGCAGGAGGUUGAAGCAGCCCCUGCACUCGUUUGGAUGAGUUACAGGUUGUUCAUUCCGGCUCAGUUUGGGUUUCUCCCACCUCUGGAACUGCGUCCUGUUCUUUUAAGCUGAUGUUUGAUCAGGUAUCAGCUGGGCUGAGCCUCCUGAAGUGCUUGGCAAUCAGGAUCCCACGCUGGGGAUGUGUUUUGUUGGCUUUGUGCUCCUGCUGGAGGAUUUUGAGGCUGCCAGACCCAGCUGCUGGAAAAGAAUUUGUCAGGCUCCCAAAAACCCACUCAGAAUAAUCACAGCUGUUAUUUUUAAGCCUCCAUUUCUCUGUGUUCCUGGUGGGGGAAUGGCUGGGAGUCAAUCCUCCAGGUUUUCCCUGUGGGAAGGGCUGUGAUCCCAUCAGGGGGGAUUUUUUGCAGCCCUGGCUAGAGGGUUGUAUUCUAGAGGCUAGAAUAUUAAUAUGUUAAUAUUAACAUCUGGAACAUUAAUAUGUUCUUUUAAAUAGAUUAUUUAAUAUAUCAAUAUAAAAGAUACAUUAAUAUAGAUUAUAUUAUUAUAAAUUAUGCAUUUUAUAUAAUGCAUAACAUAUAUAGAAAAAUAGAAUUGUAUGAUAAUGUAUAAAUAUAAGAAUAUAUAAAUACUGUUAUACAAUAUAUUAAUUAUAUUAUAUAAUAUACUAUAUGAAUCAAAUAUAUAGAACCUGAAAAAUAUUUUAAAAAAUUCCACUGAAGCCUCCCCCUCCCCUGUGCCUCCUUGAGAGGCUGAAAAUUCCCAAAUUUCUGGGACGAGCAGGGAAUUCACGCUGCUCUGAGCAUCAGCCACGCAUCAUUUCCACCGUGUUCCGUGGAAAAGGGCCAGGAGCAGCAGGGUGAGCUCCUGGUGCACCUGCCAUUCCUCCCUCUCCUUGAUAUCAGCUCCCCUCCCUGCUGCCCAGCACACAUCUGCUUCCAGGAGCUGCAUCCUGGUGGGGCGGGAGCAGAAAAUGGGGGAAUGGAUCAAACCCAGGGCUCUGCCUGCCGUUGCUGGGGCUGCAGCGUGCCUGUGACAGCCCCAGGCAGCCCUGGAGCCCAGCCCCAGGAGGUGUGAGCGGAUUUUUUUUAGCCCUGUCAGCUCUGGAAAGGAACAGGAGAAGCUCAGAGCUCAGGGCUGGGGAGCUGUGGGAAUGCAGAGCUGGGGAAGGGCUUGGCAGCACUUUAACCCCUCUUUAAGGAGCACCUGCCUGACAAACCCUGAGCUCUCCCGCCUUUUCCAGCAGCCAGGCCAGGGAGGCAAAGCCAAACAAAACCAUCCAAGCCAUUAAAAGGGAGGAAAGUGAUUGGGAGAACAAUUGCAAAACACAUCUCCCAGGAAUUUCUAUUUUGUAGCUAGCUGUUAAGAGCUCGCUUGUUUGUUUGUUUUCAGCUCCGGUCUUCAUUCAAAAACAAGUUUUGCAAUUUCAAUUGGUAAAAUAAUAAUUGUUGAUAAGUAUCCAUCAUCAAAUUUAUUGGUUUGAACCCCUCUGGGUGCUGCAGCUCAGAAAGAAGGGAUGGCGUGAGGCUGGUGUGGCCAGGCGUGAAGGAAAGAAGGAAGAAAGGUGUCUGUAGCUGCAUCUGUCUUUUCCUCUCUCUGCUGUCCUCUCUUUCUCUCUCUCUCUUUCCUCUUUUGUCUGUGUCUUGUGUUUUACAGUGUUGCCUGUGUGGAGGAAGGAGUUCUGUCCUGGCACCACCCUCCUGCUCCCUGCCCGGACACCUCAGCUGGGAGCUGCCCCUGCUCCGUGGCCCCUCUCACUGCUCCCACCUGGCCCUAGCUGGGCCUGAGAGCCCCCAGGAUGGAGAGCUUGCCCAGGGAGCCCCCAGGAUGGAGAGCUUGCCCUGGGCUCUGUCCCACCCCUGGCCCCAAACCCUGCUGGAGUGGAAAUUGCUCUUGCCCGGUGCCCGCUGUGCCCUCCAGGCAAAGGAGAGUGGGAGCAGAGACCUGGGCGCUCCCAGCCCCUGCCUGAGCGUGGAGUGCUCCUUCGGGGCCACGUGCGUGGUGAAGAACCAGGAGGCCGUGUGCGAGUGCCAGCAGCAGUGCCAGGGCCGCUACGACCCCGUGUGCGGCACCGACCAGCGCAGCUACGGCAGCGCCUGCGAGCUGCAGGCCAUGGCCUGCCUGCUGCAGAGGGACAUCGGCGUCAGGCACAAGGGGCCCUGCGAGCCCUGCGGGAAGUGCCAGUUUGGUGCCAUCUGCGAGGCGGAGACGGGGCGCUGCGUGUGCCCCACCGAGUGCGUGCCCUCGGCGCAGCCCGUGUGCGGCACCGACGGCAACACCUACAGCAGCGAGUGCGAGCUGCACGUCAGGGCCUGCACCCAGCAGAAGGACAUCCUGGUGGCUGCCCAGGGCCCCUGCAAGUCAUGCGGCAGCUCGGUGUGCUCCUUCGGCAGCCGCUGCGUGGCCGGGCAGUGCCUGUGCCCGCGCUGCCAGCGCCAGCCCCCGGCGCCCGUCUGCGGCACCGACGGCGUCACCUACGGCAGCCCCUGCCAGCUGCAGGAGGCCUCGUGCCAGCUGCAGAGGAGCAUCGAGGUGGCCAGGAUGGGACCCUGCGAGGACGAGUGUGGCUCGGGGGGCUCGGGCUCAGGGGAUGGCAGUGACUGUGAGCAGGAGCGCUGCCGCCACUUCGGGGGCUGGUGGGACGAGGACGCCGAGGACGAGCCCUGCGUCUGUGACUUCACCUGCGUGGCCGUGCCCCGCAGCCCGGUGUGUGGCUCUGACGGCGUCACCUACGCAAACGAGUGCGAGCUGAAGAAGACGCGGUGUGAGAAGCGCCAGGAGCUCUUUGUCACCAGCCAGGGAGCCUGCCGGGCCCUGGCCACCACCCCGCCACCCCUGCUGGUCGUGCACUGCAGCCAGAGCGUCUACGGCUGCUGCCCCGACAACGUCACCCUGGCGCUGGGCGUGGGAGCUGCUGGAUGUCCCAGCACGUGCCAGUGCAACCCCUACGGCUCCUACGGCGGCUCCUGUGACCCGGGCACGGGGCAGUGCUCCUGCAAGCCCGGCGUGGGCGGCCUCAAGUGCGACCGCUGCGAGCCCGGCUUCUGGAACUUCCGCGGCAUCGUCACCGACGGCCGCAGCGGCUGCACCCCGUGCCACUGUGACCCCGUGGGCUCAGUGCGGGAUGACUGCGAGCAGAUGUCGGGGCUGUGCUCCUGCAGGACGGGCAUCACGGGCAUGAAGUGCACCCAGUGCCCCGACGGCAGCACCCUGGGCACCACCGGCUGCCACAAGGACCCCUCAGCCCCCAGGUCGUGCGAGGAGCUGAGCUGUGACUUCGGGGCCUCGUGCGUGGAGCUCAACGGCUUCGCCCACUGCGAGUGCCCGUCCCCGCUGUGCCCCGAGGCCAACACCACCAAGGUGUGUGGCUCUGAUGGUGUCACCUACGGGGACCAGUGCCAGCUACGGACCAUCGCCUGCAGGCAGGGCCAGCACAUCACGGUCAAGCACGUGGGGCAGUGCCAUGAGUCCAUCACGCACACGAUGUCCCCGGUGUCCCCCACGCCGCUGCCCACGGUGCCCCCGGAGCUGCCCGCGCCCCCUCGGGCCACCCUGCGCUCCCCCCUGCCCACCGGGGCGGCCACCAGCCCGUCACCGCCGCCAGCCAGGCCCACGGAGCGCGGCCACCCCACCACCAGGCGUGUGACAACGGCCAGGCCGGCCACCACCACGGCCUGGGUCACCCACGGCGUGCACAAGGCCACCGUCCGCCCGCUGGCCACCGCGCCCGUGGUGGCAGCCACCAGCCAGCCCGGCUACGGCGAGUCCGGCAGCGCCGAGGGCAGCGGGGACCAGGACAUGGGCACCAGCGGGGACCAGGAGGCCAGCGGGGCGGGAUCUGCUGGUGAGGAGGAGCCUGAUGAGGGCCAGGUGACAGCCACGCCUGCCAUCGAGAGGGCCACGUGCUACAACAGCGCCCUGGGCUGCUGCUCCGACGGCAAAACCGCAGCCGCCGACGCCGAGGGCACCAACUGCCCCGCCACCAAGGUGUUCCAGGGAGUGCUGAUCCUGGAGGAGGUGGAGGGCCAGGAGCUGUUCUACACCCCGGAGAUGGCCGACCCCAAAUCCGAGCUCUUCGGGGAGACGGCGCGCAGCAUCGAGAGCGCGCUGGACGAGCUGUUCCGGGGUUCUGAUGUCAGGAAGGAUUUCAGGAGCAUCCGAGUGCGGGACCUGGGCCAGAGCAGCGCCGUCAGGGUCAUCGUGGAGGCCCACUUUGACCCAGCCACGUCCUACACGGCCGCCGAUGUGCAGGGGGCCCUGCUGAAGCAGCUCCGGGCUGCCAAGAGGAAAACCAUCCUGGUGAAGAGGCCCCAGCAGGAGCACAUCAAAUUCAUGGAUUUUGACUGGAUCCCUCGGCUCUUCACCACCACGGUCACCACCACCACGGCCACCACCAUGGCCCCUGGCACCACGCGCAGGGUGCCCGCGGCCACCGCGGCCCUGGGGCAGCACGGGGAGCCCGCGGGCAGCCCCGGCCCCGUGGGCACCACCCGCAGCCCCACGGGCACCACCCGCAGCCCUGGCAGCAGCAGCAGGAGGGGGAAGCCCACCCAGCUGCCCCCUGGCACCCCUCCGGCACGGCCCUGCGAGUCUCAGCCCUGCCUGCACGGUGGCACCUGCCAGGACGACGGGCACCGCUUCACCUGCAGCUGCCCUGCGGGCACAGGAGGGGAUCUCUGUGAGAAAGCCCCGAGCGGGUCCGUCCCCAGUUUCGGGGGCAGCUCGGUGCUGGCGUUCCGGACCAUGCGCGCGUACCACACCGUCAGGAUCUCCAUGGAGUUCCGCGCGCUCGAGCCCCGCGGGCUGCUGCUCUACAACGCCCAGCGCCACGGCAAGGACUUCAUCUCCCUGGCGCUGCUCGGCGGCUUUGUGGAGCUCAGGUUUGACACGGGCUCUGGCACGGGCACGGUCACCAGCCGCGUGCCGGUGGAGCCAGGGCGCUGGCACCGGCUGCUGGUGACGCGGAACCGGCGCAUGGGCACGCUGGCUGUGGACGGGGAGCCCCCGGUGAGCGGGCACAGCCCCCCGGGCACCGACGGGCUCAACCUGGACACCGAGCUCUUCAUCGGGGGAGUGCCCCAUGAGCACAUGGCGCUGGUGGCGGAGCGCACGGGUGUCACCAGCGGCCUGCGGGGCUGCGUGCGGGCCCUGGCCAUCAACAACCGCGGGCACGAGCUGCACCCGGGCUCUGCCGACGUGCUGUACGCCACGGCCGUGGGCCAGUGUGGCACCGACCCCUGCCAGCCCAGCCCCUGCCACCACGGCGGCACCUGCCACACCAGGGAGGCCGACAUGUUCCACUGCCAGUGCCCCGAGGCCUACACGGGCCCCACGUGUGCCUUCGAGAGGAACCCGUGCGAGCCCUCUCCGUGCCACGCCUCUGCCACCUGCCUGGUGCUGCCUGCUGGGGGGGCCCUGUGUGCCUGUCCCAUGGGCCGUGAGGGGGACCUGUGCGAGCGAGUGACAGAGCAGGACCAGUCCGUGCCCUUCCUGCCCGAGUUCAACGGCUUCUCCUACCUGGAGCUCAACGGGCUGCAGAGCUUCGUGCCCGACCUGCAGGACAAGAUGUCCAUGGAGGUGGUGUUCCUGGCCAAGAAGCCUAGCGGGAUGAUCUUCUACAACGGCCAGAAGACCGAUGGCAAGGGGGACUUUGUGUCCCUGGCACUGCACGAGGGCCACCUGGAGUACAGAUACGACCUGGGCAAAGGGCCAGCCCUGCUCAGGAGCAAGGAGCCCAUACCCCUGGACACGUGGGUCAGUGUCCUGCUGGAGAGGAGCGGCCGCAAGGGCGUCCUGAGGGUCAACAAUGGCCAGAGGGUCACAGGGGAGUCCCCGAAAUCCCGUAAGGUGCCUCACAUGGUGCUGAACCUGAAGGAGCCCUUCUACGUGGGGGGAGCCCCCGACUUCUCCAAGCUGGCUCGAGCAGCUGCCAUCUCCAGCGGCUUCGAGGGAGCUGUGCAGAAGAUCUCCGUGGGUGGCGUGUCCGUGCUGAAGGAGGAGAACAUCCGCAGUGCCAGGGAGGUGUCCCCGUUCCAGGGGCACCCCUGCACCCAGAAACCCAACCCGUGCCAGCACGGGGGCACCUGCAGCCCCAGCCUGGGCAGCUACCAGUGCUCCUGCCACAGGGGCUUCUCGGGGGCACACUGCGAGAAAGUGAUCAUUGAGAAGGCAGCAGGGGACGCCGAGGCCGUGGCCUUCGAUGGCCGCACGUACCUGGAGUACCACAACAGCAUCACCAAGAGCCACCUGAGCAAUGAGAUCCCAGCUCCCGAGGCGCUGGAUUUCCCCUCGGAGCCCAGUGAGAAGGCCCUGCAGUCCAACCACUUUGAGCUGAGCAUCAAGACGGAGGCGACGCAGGGGCUGCUGCUGUGGAGCGGGAAGGGGCUGGAGCGCUCGGACUACAUCGCCCUGGCCAUCGUGGACGGGCGCGUGCAGCUCAGCUACGACCUGGGCUCCAAGGCCGUCACCCUGCGCUCCAGCGUGCCCGUCAACACCAACCAGUGGGUGCACAUCAGGGCCUCCAGGGUGCAGAGGGAAGGCUCCCUGCAGGUUGGGAACGAGGCCCCCAUCGCCGGCUCCUCUCCCCUCGGGGCCACCCAGCUGGACACGGACGGGGCGCUGUGGCUGGGUGGGCUGGACAAGCUGAGCGUGCCCCAGCGCCUGCCCAAGGCCUUCAGCACGGGUUUCGUGGGCUGCAUGCGGGAUGUGCUCGUGGACCGGCGGGAGCUGCACCUGCUGGAGGACGCCCUGAACCAGCCGCGGAUAUUGCACUGCUCGGCCAAAUAGAGCCCAGGGACCUCCCUCCCGCCUCCCUCCUCCCUCCCUCCUGCCUAUUGCUGUAAUUAUUUUCUAUUUUUGUAAACUUAUUGCUUUUUAUAUUUUUGGGGGGGACAGGGAGGGCAGGAAACCCUUUUUGCUUUCGGGCUCUGGGCCCGAGCAGCGGAACAAAGCUCGAGAAGUGACACCAGAACUCUCCCACUGCAGCGUCGAUCAUCUUCAUACUUGAAGCUUCUUUUGUUUUGGGGUUGUUUUCCCCCUUUUUUCCUGCUGUUUUUGGGGGGUUUGUUCCCAAAAACAACCCUGUUUUCCCGUGGGGGAAACGCUGCUGGUGCUGGCGAGGCCUUCACGGAUUGGCGGGGUGGGAAUUCCCGCCCUGCUCCGGGCUCUGGCUCUUCCAAACCUUCUCUGGCCCCGUGUUCACCUGAUUCCUGCUGCCCCCGUUCCUCUCACUGUAAUUUAUGUGUGUAAGGAUCUCAAGUGCUUUUCUCCUCCGAGCUCUGCUCAAAUCAGGGAUGCCACGCACUGGAAGGGAGAGAGCCGGGCCCAAGCUUCGCUCUGCGCUCUCCUCAGGACUCUUUGCUGGACUCAGAGGUGCUGGGGAGGCAAAAAUGUGGAUUUUUCCAGCGGUUCUCCUCCUCCUCCUCCUCUCGGACACGUGCAGGAGCAGCUGUGAAACCUCAUUGCCACAUUUUGUGUUCAUCCAGACGUGUCCUGACCCCUCCCCGGCCACCGAGCCUUGGCCUCCCUCAUGCUGGGGAUCACUUGGAGCUCCUCUCCAAGAGCUGGGAAUUCUCUCCCUCUCCCAAGAGGACCAGGACAUUCCCUGUUCCUCCUCAGAGAUCUCCUGGACGUGUCCUUCCACGCCCCACAGCCUUCUCCAGCCUCUGGCUCCCAGCCUGGCAACGCAGAGCUGCCACUGGAGCCUCUCCCACCAAGAAAAUUGGGAAUUUUUCACCUUGGAUUUGGAGUUUUUGGGUCUUCCACAUCCUCUGGAUGCUGCCAGCCCUGCAGGAACGUCUCCAACGGGAGCAGGAGCGGGGCUGGGGGGUAUUUGGGGGGAAUUUGAAGCAUUUUCUUCCAGGAAAGGAAAGUUUUGGGGCCAGUUGUGAAGUUUCUGGGGUGUGGCUGCACCUCUGGCUGCAGCUCAGGGUCCUCUGGAUGUGGAGAAGAACAGAGGGAUCCCAGCCCUGGAAGAAAUCCCAUCUUCCAUUGGGAUUCCUUCUCCAUGGAAGGAUUUCCUGCUGUUUGUGGCCUCUGUGUCCCUUUCCCACCCUCAGCUGGAAUUCUCUGUGGAAAAACAACUUUGGGGAUUCAUCUGCAGGAUCCCACCAGGUCCUGGGUGGGAGUUCCUGCCCAAGGUGCCAGAAUUUGGCGCUUUUUUCCCCUAAAUUUCUACCCCACCUUGCAGGGCACCCUUUGAAAUGGGAGUUUUGGCACCAACUUUUGAGCCAGGAAAGAUCAAAUUUCUUCUCUCAGGGUGAGCUCUGAACAAAGGUGGAACCAAGAGGGAAAACCAAUGGAAAAACCACUUGGAUCUGCUUUGAUUUUGUUUAUUUGAUUUUUUAAAAAAAUAAAUAUUUCCAACCUGUGAGAUUCCUGUGGAAAAUGCAGGGUUAAACAUUCCAUGAGGGCUGUGCCCUGUGUGGGAUGGGGGCUCUGCUGUGCCUGGGGGUUCUGUGAGUGCCAAAAUUCCCAUUUUUGGGGGCUGCUGGGUCCAAAUUGGGAUUCCUGGUGGGAAAUGCUGGGCUGGGAUGGGAGGGAGGUGUAUGGGAGAUUCCCCAGUCCCAAUUUUGGGAAUUUGGAAUGGCAUUCCCAGCUGGGCUGGUGUUCCAGCUAAAUCCAGAGGGAUGGGGAAGCUGCUGAUGUUCAGGAUAAAGUCAAAGAGCAAAAAAAAAGCCCCAAGAAUUGAACAAAAAUAAAUAUAAAAUCUCAUUCUGCUUUCGCUGGGGCUUGGAAAUGCCUUAAACCAGGAUUUGUGUCCUCAUGGGUGAGCAUUGGGAAUUUCCAGCAGCGCAUUCACCUGGGCUUUAUUUUUAACAACAUUUCUACCACAGAACGUGCCAAAAAAAACAACAACAAAAAAAAAAAAGAACAUCGAGGUUGGGCUUUUUUUUCUGGAUUUGAUUUUUUUUGGCUUUUUUUUUAAUUUAAACCCCUGAGGUGUCCAUGGAGAGGGUGAAUUCCUGACCUGGGGAGCUGCUGGCUGAGCUGUGGCGGGCGAUGCGCAGUAGAGGAGCAGCAUGAUGUAACCAUUACUAACUCGUGUCUUUCGUCAAAUCACCCAGAAAUAAAGUUUGGAAACGAUUAAA
Melospiza melodia melodia is the source of this 9973-nucleotide messenger RNA. It is a transcript of the gene AGRN, whose product is annotated as agrin. Gene Ontology annotation, molecular function: calcium ion binding; laminin binding. NCBI's taxonomy places the organism in Eukaryota, Metazoa, Chordata, Aves, Passeriformes, Passerellidae. Gene Ontology annotation, biological process: neuromuscular junction development; receptor clustering; G protein-coupled acetylcholine receptor signaling pathway. The coding region runs from base 2712 to 7670 and encodes 1652 amino acids. The transcript is spliced from 33 exons. The record is from RefSeq and is a predicted model, not a curated record.